AGUCGCAGAAAUGGCUGGAUUGCUCAAAAAGACCACAGGUUUGGUUGGCCUCGCUGUGAGCCAGAAUCCACACGAGCGUCUGGGAAAUCUGUACGUGAAGAUCCUGUCAUGUCUGCAGAGGAUUCCCCAGGACGCCGCUUACAGAAAAUACACUGAACAACUGAUCAGCGAGAGGUUCAACCACGUCAAAACUGAGCCAGACGUUGGGAAGCUGGAGAAGAAAAUCAACGCUGGACAGAUCGAGGAGGUUAUUGCACAGGCUGAAGCGGAGCUCUCGCUGUCCAGAAAGAUGGUGGAAUGGAAAGCCUGGGAGCCGCUCAUUGAAGAAGCUCCAGCUAACCAGUGGAAAUGGCCCAUCUGAAGCCCUCUUCACUCGCAUGCAUGUAGAUUAUGUUUAUAUUCAGGAAUAAAUCAACUCCGUCUAUUUAAA
Molecule: messenger RNA, 430 nt
Organism: Danio rerio (zebrafish)
Lineage: Eukaryota; Metazoa; Chordata; Actinopteri; Cypriniformes; Danionidae
Gene: ndufa5
Product: NADH:ubiquinone oxidoreductase subunit A5
Biological process (GO): respiratory electron transport chain
Cellular component (GO): mitochondrial inner membrane
Source: RefSeq, marked provisional